Varroa destructor (honeybee mite) is the source of this 2223-nucleotide messenger RNA. RefSeq lists its product as uncharacterized. NCBI's taxonomy places the organism in Eukaryota, Metazoa, Arthropoda, Arachnida, Mesostigmata, Varroidae. The record is from RefSeq and is a predicted model, not a curated record.
CCGUUGUUUCGUAUCAUAGGAUUGCGACAAGGCGAACCAAACACCGAAUACUAGAAACUUUAAAAACCCCGUGCCGCGUACGGGAAUAUUGUAGUUGGCUAAUUUCUGUUUGCCAAGGUAGACAGAGAAUGUGAUGUCAUCCUCGUUUUAAUUAUCGAGAUAUACGGAUUUGCAAGUACCGACGAGGGCUAAAACGUUCACUUCUACCGAAAGCGUCAAACAUUGCGCCGACGUUAAAGUGUUUACGGUUUCGUGCUAAUAGUUGCCGUGCAGGUGGUUCUGGUAAUAGCUAGCAUUAAUUAAUUAAUUAGGAAAACUACACGAGCCGUUUGCGCAGCGAUGUUCCCUUUUCUGUGUCUAUUCCUAUACGCUCUGCUGCGCGAGACGUUUGCCGGUCACAGCCACAUUGGCGUGGGGAUUUACGACCGAGAUCCACAUGAUCAGAGAGAUCAUGGUUCAGGCUUAAGCGAUCCAUACGGCAGGAACGAGUAUGACUACGGAUACAGCAGAGGUCGGAUUGCGUACGAGAAUGAUUAUCAUAUGAACUACCGCCAAGGUGCACGCUAUGGCCGUAGAUCGUCUUCACGGAUAGAUCGAUCGGACCGCUAUGAUAGAGAUCGCGUCUACGACAGGUUCUACGACCGCGUUUACGGAAGAGAUGGAUCGCGCCCUGAUCGAAUUGUCAGUGUGCUCAGACCUGAUGGAUAUAAUAAAGACGGUUAUAAUCGAAACUAUAAUCGUUACAAUCGUGGAUAUAAACCUGACCGUGGAUAUGGCUACGACAGAUACGGUCGGGAUUAUUAUCUUCGAGACUUUCAACGAGAUUUCACCAAAGACCGGCAGAGCGUGGCACGCCUAGCAGACGUCAAUCGAGUCCCUGACCGCCUCUAUGACAUAUACGAUCGCUACGCUGCAUACGAUAGAUACCAACCACGCGGUUAUUACAAUGACCAUUAUCCUCGAAAUGGGCCUGGCACGUUCUUCGGGCAAACAAGAUAUCCGGCAGAGGGCCGCUAUGAUCGGGGAUACGGCAGGCCAAUAACUGGACGGAUUGAGGGAUACGAAGUUCGCAAUUAUGGAUGGAAACUUGGAAACGGACGGAAUGUUCUAAAUACGGAAUAUGACCAUGGCUUCACCGGAUCAUAUCAGAGAGGCUACGGCACUGCCUAUUACACAAGACCGGUCAAUUACAUCGCAGGCGUCGCUAGUCGGCUUUAUUCCUAGGCUAGGAUCGAUCACACGACAACUUUCCUUUUAGGAAACGAAACCUAGCCGGAAGGUUAGGUAAUUAGGUAGCUCCAAUCGUAAAGAAAACAGCAAAAGGAUCUCAUCGCAUCUAAUAUAGAUUAAUCCAAAUGUGUUUUUGAGCAAAGAGGACUCACACUGCUUCAGGCCAAAUUACCUACAUCUGUAACGAGUCACGGCACAAUCGCCGUUAGCCUCGAUCUCUGACUGCCGGGUCUGUGAGUCGCGGCUUUAGGUCAUCAUCAAUUGAAAUAUUUUUGUAUAGCGGUGCGCUAUUACGUUCGCGUACGCAGCGAAAUUUUAUGAACACGACAAUGUAACAAUCGCGUUAUAUGUUUGUUAGCAACAACAACAAUAAUAAUGAUUACUUCUGUUAUUACAAAGACAAGUAAUAAAGAUUUCGUAUCGUCAUGAUAGUAUAUACAGCCGUAAAGAAAAUUUUUAACCUAUGUUGACUGGCGACAAACAAAUAGCUCGUUAUGGACAACUUCCCAUAGCGAGAAGUACGUGGCCGUUUAGCUACCAAGUAGAUACCAAAGCUGAAUCAUUAACCCAUUCCUAGCCAGAUAUCAAGAUUUCGUUUUGCUUUGUACUGCUCUCAGUUCUCUUGUCAGUUCUCCUCUUCCAAAGAUCCCGUACAGCUGACCGGUUACAUUUUCUAUGGACAAUUGAUAGAAAUACUAUUACCUACCUUACAUUGUACCGCUGAACAAUUUAAGCAAGGCUCACUUGGAUCAAAUAUAGGAUAAAGGUAAAAUUAUUUUUGAUAUGUAACAGAAAUCGAGCUCUUGACAAAUGUAUGUGUCUCUAUUGUGUAGUUUAAGACGCUUGUUGAAAGGUAUUUCUGCAAAUAUGUAGGUGCGAUAACUGUAGUAGAAUCUAGGUUGAAUUAAGUUGAGCCUAUCCGUGGAAGUAGUGUAGCCGCUAUAUGUAUAAAUAGGUUUUAUACGGCGGUUAUUUUUGUUUUUAUUCGUCACU